Molecule: messenger RNA, 979 nt
Organism: Tribolium madens (black flour beetle)
Lineage: Eukaryota; Metazoa; Arthropoda; Insecta; Coleoptera; Tenebrionidae
Product: eukaryotic translation initiation factor 3 subunit G-like
Exons: 2
Coding region: 87-932 (281 amino acids)
Cellular component (GO): eukaryotic translation initiation factor 3 complex; cytoplasm
Molecular function (GO): translation initiation factor activity; RNA binding
Source: RefSeq, a predicted model, not a curated record
GUCUAUUUGACAGUUUGGAGGUUAGUUUUUUGGAACGUGUUUAUUGCACCAUAUUUUCCAAGAAAGUGUUUCAAAAUUAGCUAAAAAUGCCCGUUGCUGAAGAAGUCAAGUCCAGUUGGGCUGACGAGGUCGAACUGGAGGGUGGAUCUCUCCCGCCCCCUACUGAAGUGUACGAAAACGGCUUCAAGAUCGUGACCGAAUACGCGUACAACGAAGAUGAUAAAAAAGUCAAAAUUGUGCGUACCUACAAGAUCGAGAAACGUGUCGUUUCAAAAUCGAUCGCCUUCCGGAAAACUUGGAAGAAAUUCGGUGAGUGCGCCAACGACAAACCUGGACCUAACCCAGCCACCACUAUCGUUGCCGAAGACGUGUAUAUGCAAUAUAUCACGAGCAAAGAAGAGGACAAUAAGCAGGAAGAUGAUGCUUUGGAGAAGCUAAAAGCUUUGGGAGACAAGAACGUUGUCAAGUGCAGGACCUGCAGUGGGGACCAUUGGACCUCCAAAUGUCCGUGGAAGGACACCAUGCUCGCAGGGGGUAAAGUCCCAGACGACAAGAAAGGCCCGGCUGUUCCAUCAAGUUCAGAUGCGAGCAAAGCCGGUGGAUCUAAGUACAUUCCUCCAAGUCUGCGAGACGGCGCCGUCAGGAAGUCAGAUAAUCUCAAUAUGGCACGUAGAGAUGACGCUACAGCGAUUCGAAUUACCAAUCUUAGUGAAUCUACAACUGAAACUGAUUUGGAGGAUCUGGUGAAACCCUUUGGACCCAUCCAGAAAUUGUAUUUGGCGAAAGACAAACAAGCUGGUUAUUGCAAAGGAUUCGCUUAUAUUCAUUUUAAGUUCAAGAACGACGCAGCUAAAGCUAUUUCGAUGCUCAACGGACACGGUUAUGAUCAUCUUAUACUUACGGUUGAUUGGUCCAAGCCGCAUCCUAAUUGAACUGUAUUUUAUAAGUUUUAUUUGUAUUGAAUAAAAAUUUCACUCAA